CGUCAAUUCAGAGCGGCGCCUGCUCGUUCAGGCCUCAGGCGGCACCGCGGCUGAGUCGGGCCUGCCCGGAACCCUCGCUUCUUAGCCUGCUCGGGGAGCUGCGGGAAGCCAGAGAAAAUGCCACGUGCAAAAGCAGUUCAGGCUGGAAGACAGGGUCCUGCAAAGAGACGCCUUGCAGAGCAGUUUGCUGCUGGGGAGAUCAUAACCGACAUGUCUAAAAAAGAAUGGAAACUAGGACUGCCCAUUGGCCAGGGUGGCUUUGGCUGCAUAUAUCUUGCGGACACAAAUUCUUCCAAACCGGUUGGCAGUGAUGCACCCUGUGUUGUGAAAGUGGAACCCAGUGACAAUGGACCUCUUUUCACUGAAUUGAAGUUUUACCAGCGGGCUGCUAAACCAGAACAAAUUCAGAAAUGGAUUCGUACACAUAAAUUGAAGUACCUUGGUGUUCCUAAGUAUUGGGGAUCUGGUCUACAUGAUAAAAAUGGAAAGAGUUACAGGUUUAUGAUAAUGGACCGCUUUGGGAGUGACCUUCAGAAAAUAUAUGAAGCAAAUGCCAAAAGGUUUUCUCGGAAAACUGUUUUGCAGCUAAGCUUAAGAAUUCUGGAUAUCCUGGAAUACAUCCACGAGCAUGAGUAUGUGCACGGGGACAUCAAAGCCUCCAACCUUCUUCUGAGCUACAAGAACCCUGACCAGGUGUACUUGGUAGACUAUGGACUUGCUUAUCGGUACUGCCCAGAUGGAGUUCAUAAAGAGUACAAAGAAGAUCCCAAAAGAUGCCAUGAUGGCACACUGGAGUUCACCAGCAUCGAUGCGCACAAUGGCGUGGCCCCAUCACGACGUGGCGAUUUGGAAAUACUUGGUUAUUGCAUGAUCCAGUGGCUCAGUGGCUGUCUUCCUUGGGAGGAUAACUUGAAAGAUCCCAACUACGUUAGAGAUUCUAAAAUUAGAUACAGGGACAAUGUCGCAGCUUUGAUGGAGAAGUGCUUUCCUGAGAAGAACAAGCCAGGUGAAAUUGCUAAGUACAUGGAAACUGUGAAAUUACUGGACUACACUGAAAAACCUCUUUAUCAAAAUUUACGUGACAUUCUUUCACAAGGACUAAAAGCUAUAGGAAGUAAAGAUGACGGUAAACUGGAUUUUAGUGCUGUGGAGAAUGGAAGUAUGAAGACAAAGCCAGCUUCAAAGAAGCGGAAGAAAGAAGUAGAAGAAAGCACGGCGUGUAGUGUGGAAGACAUGGAGUGCUCGGAUACACAGGUGGAAGAGGCCAUACAGACUCGUUCAAGAACCAGAAAGAAAGCCCAGAAGUAAGCGAGCUGCCAGGAAUCAACUCUUCUGCAUACUCAUUUGACUUUUCUCCUUUUCUACUUCAUGUGUUAUUUUCAUGUGAGUCUUGUGGGGUCGUAGUGAUAAUUAAAUGGCUAUUUUUUUAAAAACAAACUUUAUUAAAAUGAAUAUUUUGUGUACUUUA
Molecule: messenger RNA, 1468 nt
Organism: Chionomys nivalis (European snow vole)
Lineage: Eukaryota; Metazoa; Chordata; Mammalia; Rodentia; Cricetidae
Gene: Vrk1
Product: VRK serine/threonine kinase 1
Exons: 13
Coding region: 118-1308 (396 amino acids)
Biological process (GO): signal transduction; peptidyl-serine phosphorylation
Cellular component (GO): nucleus; cytoplasm
Molecular function (GO): protein serine/threonine kinase activity; ATP binding
Source: RefSeq, a predicted model, not a curated record